GUGAGCGAGAAACUAGCUUUUCAAGUGAGUCAUGUCAUCAGGUUCUUGAAUUUUUGAACAACAUCUUCCAAAGAUGGCCCACUCCGAGUCUGUAAUCCUACGCUGGGUGCGCGAUUCCAUCGCGUUUGGUCUGGAUCACAGUUCUUUAAAAGUGCAGGAGCGAAUUCGAGAAACUCUUGGCGCGCCGCAACUGCCGAAAGAAUUAUCCCUGCAAGACCUGCGUGAUGGGAAAGUGCUGGUGGCGCUGGUAUAGCAAGUAGGUUUUUCUGCAUCUGCCUGCAUGUCAUACGUAUCACAGGCCUCUCGAAAUAAAUUGAAAUACGCAACUACUUGCUUUUGCAAAAAACGAUAAAAAUGAUUCACAGGUCCAAGGCAUUGACAUUCGUCUCUGCCGCAGAAGUAACAACAUUCCGCUCGGCCGCCUUGCUCAGUUUCAGACCAGCUGUCGCGAGUUGGGCUUGACCGACGCCCAGAUUUUCGCGGUGCCGGACCUUGUUCCCGACGUGAAAAAUCCGAAAUCGGUUUUGAAGACCCUGCAGUCCCUGUCGGAGUGCCUGGACCACAAGUGGCGGGGGCCCAGGAUAGGUAGAGAAUAGUUAGGGUUUAGGUGGAACUGUUUUUGCAGGAGAAACCGCAUCACAUACUCCAUUUGUUUUGCAUGAGCUGCACCGUAUCUAAUAACAUCGAUUUUCCACCUUCAGAUUCCUUCCGCCAGUCUUUCCAGAAGAAGAAAUCUUGGUCUGAGUCGUCUUCUUCUGAAGACGAAAAGGAAAUCCGACGUUCUUCGAUCCACUUCCGCGGCCGGCAGACGAACCGACGGCAGAAGCAGCGCGUGGUGGAAUCCAGUUCGUCCGAAGAGGAUUUUUUGGACAAAAAUGAAAAAUCCGAGUUUCAAUCCCUCUCCCCGAAAGGAGGAACUACCAACGGCAGGCUCACCUCGGUGGAUGAGAGCGGGAAAAGAAACUACAUCAGUGCGCCGGGCAACACUGCAGCUUCUAGGGGAACUACUUCUGCAGCUGCCCAGCUUUCGUCACCUCUCGACGAUCUGCUUUCCAACAGCACCGACAAGAAGCAACUGGACUACCUCGGCACGGAAGCAACUGCAGCGACUUUUGAAGGGGGGCCAGGCGAUCGCUCGAACCUCGCUGCAUUCGAAAACAGUAACCAGCACCCCUCUUCGGUUCGCCUUUCCGCGUCGAGCGACCUGCGGUCCUCCUCGUCCGCGAGCGAUCUCAGCUCGUCCGCCGCGUCCGGCGGUGCGUCGAUGCAGAACUUCCAGUCGCCGAACCGGGCCGGAGGGAAGAAGCACCACGCGAAGCGGCACGUGAACAGCUUGCGGAACGUGUUUCCGACCGCGAGUGGUGACGGGGGAAAAGCGCAGGAUAACGAGUUUGAGGACGCGGAGGAGGGGGUGGAUGUCCGGGGCAUGCUGCAGACGUGGGAGGAAAAACAUCAAGGUGCUGGACUGAACGGCGGCGUUGCGCAAUCAGGAGAAACUACUUCCACUGGGAUUGUCAUGCGAAUUUUCGACGAGCACGAGGACGGGGGAAUAAAACAGGUCGAAAUGGACGCCGACGAAGGCGUAAGAAGUGCAGAUUCAGCACUAGAGGAAGACCCAGCGGACGCCGUCAAGAGAAGCAAGGACUCCGCGGCGAAGUCCAGUAAGCAAAGCGCAGGAGGAAGUGCGAUUUUGCUGGAAGGAACAAAUGUUGGGUCGACCGGCGGGGCCGGAGAACAUGUCAAUUCCCACGCAAGCAGCGCGGUUUCCUCCUCGGUUCUGUCCUCAAAUUUGCGGGACGAAAUCCGGCAAGAUCUGGAGCGGGCCCGGGUGGUGGAGGACAGUUUCGAGGAAACACUGGAGAGCCCGAACGACGGAACUGCAGGUGGUCUUGCGCAUGCAGCUCCCGCUCCGACCGGAAGUCUCGUGGUGGACGAAGAGGAAGAGCGUGGAGGUCCUGCUUCUUCCAGUGUAGUUGCUUCACCGGUGAAGAGAGAAAGCAAAAACCCCUUCGCUUUCACGCCGCCAGCGAGGGACGAAAAUAAAGCAAACGAGAAGGACGAUACCGCGAAAAGUGUUGUUCUUGGAAAAAGCAGUAGACUCGAUACCACACCAACGACCGCGUCUGUGGCGAACAUAGUGGAGCAAGUUUUGCAAAACGCGGCGAGUAUUAGUGUGAAGGAAACCACACAAACAUCAUCUUCAGCUGCACCAUCUGGAACACGUGAUGGAAAAGUAGACCUUCGCGCAACUACGGCAGGCACAGAACCAUCUUCAAGCCAAGUUUUUGUGGAAAAGAAGGAAGUGCAACAAAUAGUCGAGUUGCUUCUCGACAAGGCGGCGAGCCACGUCACGGUUGAGAAUGUCGUGGAUAACUUAGUGGAUAAAACGUUUGAGCAAGUGGCGAAGGAAAUUUUAGAGGAGAAAAGCGUGAAGAAUUUGGUAGAAGAGAUGAUAGAAGCCGCUGCGGACCGAGUUGCCGCGUCGCCUUCGAGAAGGAGUGGCGGAGAAAAGAAAGCGACCCAAGAAGGAAGUAAUGACGAUCUUCUGCGAGGCAACAACAAUUCCACCGAGACUGCUUCUCGAGGAACUACCGAACCAGCUUCGUCUGGCACACCCAGCUCGAAGACGGUGAAGGAAAUCAUCACGAACAUGGUCGAUGACGCAGCGAAACAGUGCGCGAUGGAAAUAGUGAGGGGCAGUUCGAUACAGGCGAAAGGCAGCGGUGCACCAGAAGUUGCAACAAGCAAUCAGACCGCGGACGACCACCAGGAUGAAAGCGGAAUAAAGAAGAAAGAGAGCAGCGGAUCCGGCAGAAGUGCCAGUCCGUCUCGGCAGCGGGUUUCAAAAGAUUUCUCUUGUGACCUCUCCAUUCCAAACGAGAGGUCGCCCCAGUCGCCGCAAAGUCCAGUUGUGUUUUCGCCAGGAGAAAAAAAUGCAGCAGCGGUGGUAGAAUUGAGUGGGAAGAAAGCGGCGGUUGAAGAAGCGGCUCCGGUUCCGGCGGCUCCUGCCGGCGUCAAUGUUGACUGUGAUGCCACACGAGAAGAACAGGUAGAGGAAGGAAGAACGGGAAGCAAGCCAAGUCCAGAAGAACCGCAAAAGCAGGUUGCUUCCACAAGUAAGAACGCCGAGGAGAACAAAGCAGAGCCAGAAAGUGACCCAGGUGGUGUCGUUCAGCACGACAAGAACAUCCAGCAAGAGCACUACCCGCACGUCGACCCGGACACGUCAAGUAAAGACGUGCUUUUGCGGAGCAAAGGCCACGAGAGCGAGGAUCUGAUGAGUUUGGUGACUGAAGAGUCAGUCACCGUGUCAGCGACUGGCGAACAGGGCAGUGCGGAGAGGAGUCAAUCGCAGCAGCAGGAGCAAAUAGUUCAAGAGCUGCUCGUACCACCCGCGGUGAAGGUGGAACAAGACGUCACGCCGGAUCUUCCCCAAGGGCAAACUCCAGAUUCUGCCACCGUGAGUGCAAAAGGCGCACAGCCAGGAGUCGUCGCGGGAAUAAGCACGACAACCGGGGCUCCGCCACCUGCACCAGGUGCUAGUACACUCCAGACCAGUGGCCCAAGCCGCCGAGGACCUUCUUCCGGCGUUUCCAGCAUCGACUUAUCGGACAUUCACAGAAUUAUGAACCCAGAGCACGAAGACGUGUACCCGAAGAAGGAUACAAAGCAGCGAACAAUGCCGAAUGUAGCGACAGAACAGCAGCACAGCGUGAGCAGCAGCAAGGAGCAUUCCGUGGACCUGAACGCUUUCCUCGUCACCACGCCCUCCGAGUCGGAAAACAACAGCAAAAACACCUCCGCUGCUGUCAACCCGCUGGAAAUGAGCAACGAGGAGUUUUUUUCGUUCUUGAAACCCCCUUCGUCGGGACGGUUCAAUCCGUUGCCUAGAACUGGGAAUAGUACUGGAAGUGGGGAACAAACUCUUGAUGCCAGUGGGGCGACCACCACAACCACUGCGCUUGCCGGCGGAGCUACAGCCAACAUGACCUCUUCGUCCACGCUGCCGCCGAGCAACCGCACGAACGCGAAUUCUCCGCGGGCGACCAGCCCCUUCAGUUCCCGCUCCUACAACACGCCAAGGACGGAGAAAGAGAAAAUGUCAAGCUCGGGAUCAUAUUCGAACAGCACAAGCAAGAAUCCUUUCGCGGAAUUCUCCCUAACCGGUUCGUCAAACGAGAAGUCGUUUUCCAGUACAUCUGGGAAGGACAAAAAUGCGUCCAGUGGUCGGAAUAACAACCCAUUCGGAGCAGGAGCCGGAUCCUCCUCUCCGGGGGAUUUGUUUAAAGGGCUGAUGGGAGCUACAAGUUCAUCUGCAAAUAAUAAAAGCGCGUCUGCUACUUCUAUCACCGACCCUUUCGCAGAGUUUGACCAGCUGUAUCGCAACAAACCCGCCACGCCAAGCCCGAGACCGCCGCUGAUGUCGGAUCGAGGAACUGCUGGAAGUGUAAACAAAAAGUCUCAACUCGGCGACUACACGACCGUUGCAACUUCUACAGGGACUGGAGUUACGAGUCUCAGUGCCCCGUCGAGCAGUAGGACGUUGUCUUCGGCGAAAAAAAGCCCGGCGCUGGGGAGGGAAGUGUAUGGUGGAGUUGGAAGUGGAAAUAAUUACACAAACAGCAAGAAUAAUCCCUCUGACAUAACCAACAUUGACAAGGAUAUCGAUCGACUUUUUGAAGAUCUGCUGGGGCAUCAAU
Amoebophrya sp. A120 is the source of this 4700-nucleotide messenger RNA. The record is from the annotation of a GenBank genome assembly. Lineage: Eukaryota; Dinophyceae; Syndiniales; Amoebophryaceae.